GUUUGCAUGACACUUGGCAUUUUGAAUUCACCAGAGGCAGACAUAUUGAGCUGGUCUCUCCAACUUACUCUCGGAGUAACUACGCCAGUCGAAGUCAAAUACAGGAAGCUCCCCAUUUCCUACGGCAUUCAGAGGGUUUUCCCCAUGCCAACGAACGCAACCCAGUGGCAUACAGCACCAGAUAUAAUGCGGAGGCGAGAGACAUCCAACAGGAUCCUAAGGAACAUUUACGCCCCUCUUGAAUCAUUGCUCGAACAGUACGGCUUCAAUGGUCGAAUGUGUGUCCUCAGAAGCAUCUGUGAGGCUGCCCACUCACCAUUCUACCACGAGGACAUGAACUUCCUCGAGGAAGUGAUUCAUGCAAUUUUAACGCCUUCGCAGGAGCUCAUGCCUGAGGAAGUCAACUGUAGUGAUAACACACAACUUCUGGAGAAUCUUCCAUCUGACAAACAAUAUGUGGGUGCAGAGUGUCUGGGGAAAUCCGAAGGAGACUGCCAUACUGCUUAUCCGGAUUGUCCAGUAUCACCAUUGGAUUUCAUCUCCCAAGAAUUCAACAUAGAUGCAAUUAAGGAGUGA
This is a messenger RNA of Cryptotermes secundus, 576 nucleotides long. RefSeq lists its product as uncharacterized. The record is from RefSeq and is a predicted model, not a curated record. Lineage: Eukaryota; Metazoa; Arthropoda; Insecta; Blattodea; Kalotermitidae. The transcript is spliced from 4 exons. The annotation marks the transcript as partial.